AUGACGGUUGAUCAGCUCAGCCGUAUCCAGGCUCUUGCAGCAGAAAUCGCCGACUUGAGUAGGACAAUCGAGGGUUCCUCUGAAAGGUUCAUGGUCGACAGCCUACCCUCCCUGAAAAAGUCCGAGGAGCUUGUUGCUCUUGUGCAGUCUCCUGCAGAGCACGCUACGUCUCUAAUCGUAAAAACAAUGGAGACGGCUGUUAUCAGGACACUUUUGUCGUUAAAUGUCCUUCAAACUAUUCCAACUACAGGUUCAAUAUCUCUCCAAGGCCUUGCGAUGGCCACUGAGACCCAAGAAGCCCUGCUCGAGCGUCUCUUGAGGGUAGUGACAAGAACAGGGUUUCUUAUGCGUGAUAAUGACGCAUAUCAACAUACGCACACGUCCUUGGCCUAUGCUGGGCCGCUCGGGGCGCUUUUCGCGCCCUGUUAUGACGAAGGAAUUCGGGCUCUGAUCAGGCUGCCCGAGUAUCUUUCCUUGAAAGAUAGGGAGGAGGCAAAAAGUGCCAGGUACAGCCCAUUUACGUGGAAUGAAGGCCAAGAGGGCAAAACUACAUUUGAGAUUCUGUCCACGAUGCCGGAAAGAACAGAAGGCAUACACACUUUGGCGUCGAACGUCCAGCAUUUACGGCCAUACACAGGGUUCUUUGACUAUAGUAAGCUGAUCCCCGAGGAUCAUGAGAGGCCCGUUUUUGUGGAUGUCGGUGGCGGCAAUGGACACGUUAUCAAGGAAGUCUUGCAGGCAUUCCCUCAGAUACGCCCCGAACAGUGUGUUUUGGAAGAUCGUGCGGAGACACUUGAGCUAGCCAGGACAACAGGUCUACUUCCGGACGGCGUACAGCUUCUCGAGCACGACUACCUCACUCGUCAGCCAAUUUCGAAUGCGAUGGCAUACCACCUCCGCGCAGUAGCUUAUAAUUUGGGCGAUGUUGAACUUGUCCAACUGUUGAAGCAAAUUGUGCCAGUCAUGGGUCCCGAUUCAAAAGUUUUGAUUGCAGAGAAUAUUCUGUUUGAUGACAACGGCACUGUCUUCAGUACAGUGUCAGACAUGAUCAUGUUGUGCAUCGGAGGCAAAGAAAGAACAGAACGAACCUUUCGUAAAGUACUGGAUGAGGCCGGCCUGGUGGUUGAUGGCAUCCAUCGUGCGCCUGGAUUGGAAUAUGGAAUUGUGGAGGCAAGCUUGAAGAUCUCAUGA
Penicillium coprophilum is the source of this 1191-nucleotide messenger RNA. Its product is annotated as S-adenosyl-L-methionine-dependent methyltransferase. Gene Ontology annotation, molecular function: O-methyltransferase activity. The transcript has a single exon. The coding region runs from base 1 to 1191 and encodes 396 amino acids. The record is from RefSeq and is a predicted model, not a curated record. Lineage: Eukaryota; Fungi; Ascomycota; Eurotiomycetes; Eurotiales; Aspergillaceae.